AUGGCCCUCUUCCAGGAAGUUGACUCCGUGGCGUUGAUCGUCUACGUAGCCUUCUUCAUCUUCCGGUAUCUCCGCACAGUCGUCGGCAUCUACACCUGGCUCACGUACAAGGCGGUGCCAAUCCUGGAGAAGCCGACGUUCACCGCCGCAGACGUCUCAGUCGUCUGCCCGACCACCUUCAAGACGCCGGAUGAGUUGAUCAGUUGUCUCAAGAACAUCGCCAAGUGCAUGCCGUCCGUCAUCUACGUCGUCACCUCCCACGCCAACGUCGGUCCCGCAAAGAACUGCCUCGACGCCAAUGGGCUCACGCUCGUCCAGGUUCUGGGUGUCGAUAAGCUCAACAAACGGGUUCAAAUGCUCAAGGCCCUUGAAGUAGUUGAUACUCCGAUCACCGUCUUUGCUGACGACGACGUCCAAUGGCCAUCCCACCUCUUCCUGGACUACCUCCUUGCCCCCUUCGAAGACCCCAACGUCGGCGCUGGCGGUACCAGGCAGCGUGUCAUCCGUCGCAGCGGGAACAUGUGGAACUGGCUCGGCAUUGGGUACCUCGAGCGACGCAAUUGGAACAAUAUCUGCGCCAACGCCAUCGACGGUUCCAUCUCGACCCUCUCCGGACGCACUGCUGCUUAUCGUUCCGAGAUCCUCCAGACCGACGAAUUCCGCUGGUACUUCCAGAACGACAGCUGGAGGGGCAGGCCGCUCAACUCUGACGACGACAAGUGCCUUACUCGCUAUGUCUACUCGCACGGAUGGUCCAUCAAGAUCCAGAGCGAUUCGCAUGCCAUCCUGGAGACCACGCUCGAAGAGGACUCCAAGUUCAUCGAUCAGUGCAUGCGCUGGGCUCGUGCUCACUGGCGUGGCAACUUUACCGUCAUGGAGAACGAGAAGUACUGGAAGUCGUCCCGGUACGCCUGGGGUUUCUACGCUAUCUAUCUUGCGCAGUUCACCACCCCGGCUCUCCUCAUGGACCUAUUCCAGUUCCUGCUUCUCCAGUUCGCCUUCGGAUCAUGCAGCCAGUCCAGGAACAUUGCCUUUGCCGUUCUUCUCGUCUGGAUCGCGUUCACUAAGAACGUGAAGCUGAUUCCUCAUCUACUCCGCAGUCCGUCCGACAUCAAGUUCAUCCCGGUCUCGAUGGCGUUCAGCUACCUCCACGGCUUCCUGAACGUGUACGCUGCGUUCACCCUCACACACACCGCAUGGGGCGGCAAGGACCUGAAGGCACUGGAGACGGCGAAGGCACCCGAGGUUGCGAAGGUUCGGACGGACGAGACUGAGCCGUUGCUGCUGCAGGCGAGGAGGCUGAGCAAGACUGCGUUCGUAUCUUCCCGUGAUCCUACUCCCGAGCGCCAGCGUGAAGUCACUAACAGGGCAUAG
This is a messenger RNA of Saxophila tyrrhenica, 1374 nucleotides long. RefSeq lists its product as uncharacterized. The coding region runs from base 1 to 1374 and encodes 457 amino acids. The transcript has a single exon. The record is from RefSeq and is a predicted model, not a curated record. NCBI's taxonomy places the organism in Eukaryota, Fungi, Ascomycota, Dothideomycetes, Mycosphaerellales, Extremaceae.